UCUGUUAUGUCUGCAUAUUGACAGCAUAGACAACAGGAGUUUUGCUUUGCUGUGGGUCUAUAGAUUAAAUGUGUUAUGCAAAAUCACAUAUUUUCCUGUUUUCCAUUGUGGGCAAAAGUAUGGGAGGAUAAUGCUUACUUUGGUUAAUAUGAGCUGUUUAGAUCUUCCUUAGAAAAAACUAGGUUAAUUUGGGCUACAGUUGUUGUUGAGCAAAUUGCAGGAAAUCCCAAAUCAUCUAAUUUAUUCAUGAAAAUUUCAGAGUUAUAGAAAGACAGUGAAAUUCCAUUUUUGUUAUGCCCUCUCUGAAACACUAUGUGCCAUAAGGGAAUAUAAAUUUAGGAUUGCAUUAUGAGACAUCUGUUGUUGCCUUUAUUUCCCCCCCCCCCUGUUUUGAGUCAAUACAAAUAACAAAAGACUCUCAAAUUGGCAGAAAUGUGCGCUUUUUGAAUGCAGUUUUGUUAACAAGUAUGAAUUCAAGAUUUUCAGGAUGUUAUACGUGUACUUGGUAUUAAUUCAGUGUACAUUGGGCUUGGAUCCAUGAUGCUUGAGUCAGUGUGUAGGGUCUGCCAUUAUUUUCAGGUGAGUUUUCUACAAAGGAGUAGCAACAGCAAAUGCACGAGUGAUUUGUACACUCAGUUUUCAUAAUUCUAGUGUAUCAUGGGAAAGGCAAAAUGGUGCCUGUUUCCCUAUGGCAGUGAUGGCCAAACUUGGCCCGCCAGCUGUUUUGGGACUACAGUUCCCAUCAUCCCUGACCACUGGUCCUGUUAGCUAGGGAUGGUGGGAGUUGUAGUCCCAAAACAAGUUUGGCCAUCACUGCCCUAAGGGAAUGUGUGAACUUUGGACCUUUUUUUGAGCAUACACAUCUUUCUGCUGGGGAGGUGUGCAAGUUGUUCCAUACAUGUUAAUAUACAAGCACCAAAAGAGGAUGUACAAGUUAGUUGGACAUUUUCCAUUACCACUUCUUUUUAAUUGAGGAAACCACCCUCCGUCUUGGCUCCCAGUUAUUAUGAAUAAUAGUAGUAUUCAUUAAUGAAAUGUUCAGUAUUGCACUUUGCAAAUAAUAGUGGUCCUACCAACUGUGGUAAAAAGCAGGGGAAAUUGUCAGAUCUUUUGCUCUGUAAACCUGGUUCUUUAAUUCUAAUGUGGUUGGAGAGGAUGGAUAAAGUGUUGUGAAAUAGUGAGAGAAAUGAGCUCUGCACAUGUCCAGAGGAACUUUCAUAAGUUAUAGGGCUGAGGGUAUUUGAAGACAUGGUUGAGACCUAAUGAGUCCUAGCACAUAUGAGAUACUGCAUAUUACUCUAUUGUUCUCUGUUAUUGGGCUGUCUGUAUGAAAGAGAGGGAGAGGGUGGGGUUUGAAUUUCUGAAGUGGCACAGGCAUGAUAAGGACUGAAUUUUGAAUCCAAAGUACAUACCACUUGCUUUUGCAUCACUGUAAGCAAGACGUAACAUAUGUGUUUGGAAGUUAAAUGUGACAUUUCUUGAGUGGAGAUACUCAGUACCUCACAUGUAGGAUAUAUCUGUGUUUGCAGAGCAGGGCCAGGCUUCAGUAUCACCCUUCUCGUCUGAUCUUAUUCUGCAACAACCAUUUCAGUGCACAAGACACUACUCAUAUAGGGACUACAUGAAGUCGGGAUACCCAGUUGCACAGGGGCCCCAAACAUGGAAAGCCCUGCAAGUGAAUAGUGGUCAUGCAUUUGAAUUUUUCAGCAGGCAGUGCACACAAGAUAGAUUUGUUGCAGGAAAAAGACCUGGGGGCUUGGCUAAAAUUGCUGCCACACACCAUCAUCAAAACAGGUAUGGUCUACAUGCAGGCAACGUGUGAACAGGGCUACUGUGGACAUUGUCAUGUUUGAAGUAUGGCAUGGGAUCCUUAGCUAAUGAGUGCUAAUCAGUGACCCGAUUGUGUACUUCCUGCAAAAUGAACUCUUUUCCAGGGGGCACAGCUAGAAUCUCUUCACAAAGGUCUCCAUUCACAUAAAUUCUUCUGUGGCUCAUGGUAAAAUCUCCUGGCCACCCCUAUGCUACAGUAUUUUGCUCACCACAAAAUUGACCUAAGGGGAGCAGGUGCCUACGGUAACUUAAUGACUAAUGGCUAAUGAGAAAGUGGAGCUGCCUGGGGAUAAAAUUACUGGCUUCAGAAGUGGGGAAACAAAAUGAAAUGUUUGAACCUGAGGACCAGAGAACCCAUAGAGGGCACCAGGACAGGUGGCUGGAUUUUACAUAUUAACUAGAAAUGAUUAGCUAAAUGUCUGGCCCUAAGCCACUGUAGCAGUUCAGUAGCUUGUUAUUUUUCCUUCCUUCUAGUCUAUUCUUUCUUAUUUGUUUUCUUCUCAUGAUAGCUAGUGGAACAUUAUUCCUACAAAGCAGAUGGACUUCUAAGAAUCAUCACAGAUCCAGUUCCAAAUCCUAACUUGAAAAAUGCCACCUUUACCUGUCCGGAAUGAUGAUUCUGGAUUACUUUUUACAACAUCAACGACAUCAUUACCAUCGGCCGCUUUCCCAGAUAACCCUUAUGGGCCACCACGUGUAAAGCAAGGUGAUCAGAGGUUGCCCAUGGACACAGAGGUCUACGAGAGUCCAUAUGCAGACCCAGAAGAGAUAAAAACUAAAAAUGUCACCCUGGACCGAAGUCUGCUGGUCCUGGAAGACCACGAACUCGGUUCUGGUAAUUUUGGCACUGUGAAAAAAGGCACCUAUGAAAUGAAAAAGGGAAAGAAGACAGUGGCUGUGAAAAUUCUCAAGAACGAAAGCAACGACCCCUCCCUAAAAGAUGAACUGCUGAGAGAAGCAAAUGUUAUGCAACAGCUGGAUAACCCAUAUAUUGUCCGAAUGAUAGGCAUAUGUGAGGCCGAGUCCUGGAUGUUGGUAAUGGAAAUGGCUGAACUUGGCCCCUUGAAUAAAUAUCUGAUAAAACACAGAGAUGUCGCAGAAAAGAAUAUCAUUGAGCUGGUUCAUCAAGUUUCCAUGGGGAUGAAAUAUUUGGAAGAAAACAACUUUGUGCACAGAGAUUUAGCUGCGAGAAACGUACUGCUGGUCACACAACAUUACGCCAAAAUCAGUGACUUUGGACUUUCCAAAGCCCUUGGUUCUAAUGAUUAUUACAAGGCAGAACAUUAUGGGAAAUGGCCGGUCAAGUGGUAUGCUCCAGAAUGCAUGAACUUCUUCAAAUUUUCGAGCAAGAGCGAUGUUUGGAGUUUUGGUGUUUUAAUGUGGGAGGCUUUUUCCUAUGGGCAAAAGCCAUACAAGGGUAUGAAAGGUGGGGAGGUUGCUCAGAUGAUUGAAAGAGGAGAGCGAAUGGAAUGUCCAGAAAACUGCCCACCUGAGGUCUAUGAGUUGAUGAAAUUAUGCUGGACAUAUGACGUCGAUGAUCGGCCAGGAUUUUCUGCAGUGGAGUUCAGGCUGCGCAAUUUCUACUAUGACAUGGCACAAUAAGAGCACUGUGUACUGAAUGGCUGUAAAUGGAGACACCAUGCAGGAGGCAAAUAUGAAGAAUGAAGAUGCUCUCUGGUGAAAAGAGUUCUGCUGUACAAAUGCCUUUGCAGCUUUUCAGAGCGUUUCUGCAGGAAUCGUUUUCCAAGUGGGGUUGCGUUUGUUCUUUGGAUAUUAAUUGUGCUUUUAACCUAUUGAUGCUGUUGGACUGGUAAGAAUGCUGGAGAAGACUGUCCCCACGCACUUUUCCUGCUCUCAGUAGAAUACCCGCAAUGCUAUUAAGAGAUGUUCAGUGCCUUAUUUGAUACUGCCACUUUCAUAACCUUUCCUUGGGAUAGUCAACACAGGGAUUGAUUUUGGACCGGAACUGAGUCCUGACCCUGCUUCAAGUAGCCGAUUUCAGCCUUAAAACUGUGUUUGCCAAUGUAAAAUGCAGAAGAAGUGUGUUGUUCAUGUGCUAAACAAGAGCCUUGCUUUGGCCUCUGCUAGUACUUCUUCCUCACUGUUAAGUCCUAUUGAACACAGAAAUCUAAUUAUUCUGUAGGCUAUGUUCCACAACAGCAGCCUAAUCACGCCCUCUUUCUUGAGCUAUAUAACUUAAGGCUGCAAUACCUAAGGAAAUACUUGAGCAGUGAUUCUUGUUGAUUGACUUCUGAGUAUACAUUUUUAAAAAUGAACUAUAAUUUUCACAGUAACGAAAUACAGUGGUACCUCGGGUUAAAAACUUAAUUCGUUCUGGAGG
This is a messenger RNA of Podarcis muralis (Common wall lizard), 4171 nucleotides long. The record is from RefSeq and is a predicted model, not a curated record. Lineage: Eukaryota; Metazoa; Chordata; Lepidosauria; Squamata; Lacertidae.